Messenger RNA from Xenopus laevis (African clawed frog), 5325 nucleotides. RefSeq names its product xenotropic and polytropic retrovirus receptor 1 L homeolog (gene xpr1.L). Lineage: Eukaryota; Metazoa; Chordata; Amphibia; Anura; Pipidae. Gene Ontology annotation, biological process: cellular response to phosphate starvation; phosphate ion transport. The record is from RefSeq and is marked provisional. Gene Ontology annotation, cellular component: cytoplasm; plasma membrane; Golgi apparatus. Gene Ontology annotation, molecular function: inositol hexakisphosphate binding.
ACAGCAGUUGACAGUGACAUCAAGACAAGAACAGUGGACGUCGGGCGAUAUAACACAGCGGGACGUUCUGUGGCUAACUGUGACUGCUCAUCGGAUAUAACAAGACUUCUGGGAAGGCACCGGCCAGUGCGGGACACAUGAGCCGGAGCGGUCCCCGCAAUCUACCUGUAGCAGAGGCGACGGCGGUGGAAGCAGCGAGGGGGCCGUAAGGGGCCCCUUAAGAUCAGGGCUGAGGAUGAAGUUCACAGAGCAUUUAUCGGCGCACAUCACCCCGGAGUGGAGGAAGCAGUAUAUCCAGUAUGAGGCCUUCAAGGAGAUGCUCUAUGCGGCCCAGGAUCAGGCUCCGUCUAUAGAAGUAACUGAUGAGGACACCGUGAAGAGGUAUUAUGCCAAGUUUGAAGAAAAAUUCUUUCAGACAUGUGAGAAGGAACUUGCCAAAAUCAACACAUUUUAUUCAGAAAAAUUGGCAGAGGCCCAACGUCGUUCAGCAACCUUACAAAAUGAACUGCAAUCUUCACUUGAUGCACAGAGGGAGAGCAGCGUCGUACCAGGCCUUCGGCAGCGUAGAAAGGCAGUGUUUGCUCUGACACAUGAGGAGCGGGUCCAGCACAGAAACAUAAAGGACCUGAAACUAGCAUUCAGUGAGUUCUAUCUGAGCUUGAUUCUGCUUCAGAACUACCAGAAUUUAAACUUUACAGGGUUUCGUAAAAUCCUUAAGAAACAUGACAAGAUCCUGGAGACAAGUCGUGGUGCAGACUGGCGUGUUGCGCAUGUGGAGGUGGCACCAUUUUACACCUGCAAAAAAAUUAACCAGCUGAUCUCUGAGACUGAGACUGUUGUUACCAAUGAAUUAGAAAGUGGGGACAGACAAAAAGCCAUGAAACGCUUGCGGGUGCCACCUCUUGGUGCAGCCCAGCCAGCUCCAGCCUGGACAACCUUCCGUGUUGGACUCUAUUGUGGCAUAUUUAUGGUUGUGAACUUGGCAGUCGUAAUGGCAGGUUACCACUUCCUUCAGGGUAAAAAUGUGUGGCCCAUGGUUCGAAUUUACAGGGGUGGGUUUCUUCUCAUUGAAUUCCUCUUUCUUCUUGGCAUCAACACAUAUGGCUGGAGACAAGCAGGGGUUAACCAUGUCCUAAUCUUUGAGCUCAAUCCCCGCAAUAACCUUUCCCAUCAGCAUCUUUUUGAGAUUGCAGGUUUCCUGGGAAUAUUAUGGUGUUUCAGCCUGUUCUCCUGCAUUUUUGGGCUGUCGAUCAACCUGCAGAUGCAUCUGAAUCCUUUAAUUCUGUAUGGAAUAAUGUUGGUCUUCCUUGUCAAUCCCACUAAAACCUUCUAUUACAAGUCUCGAUUCUGGCUCCUUAAACUACUGUUUCGGGUUUUCACUGCACCAUUUCACAAAGUGGGGUUUGCAGAUUUCUGGCUGGCUGAUCAACUUAAUAGUUUGGCUAUUAUUCUCAUGGACCUGGAGUUCAUGAUCUGCUUCUACAGUUUUGAGCUUAACUGGGGAAAAAGCGAAGGACUGGUCGAAUCAGCUAAAAGUGUGUGUAACUCCUAUUCAUAUGGAGUGCGUGCUGUGGUUCAGUGUAUUCCUGCCUGGCUACGGUUUAUCCAGUGUCUCAGACGGUACCGUGAUACCAAGCGAGCUUUCCCUCACCUGGUGAAUGCCGGAAAAUACUCCACUACAUUCUUCAUGGUCACGUUUGCUGCCCUCUACAGUACCCACAAAGAGCGCAACCACAGUGAUGCUCAGGUAUUUUUCUACCUGUGGAUCGUCUUUUAUUUCAUUAGUUCCUGCUACACACUUAUCUGGGAUUUGAAGAUGGACUGGGGGCUAUUUGACCGCAACGCAGGCGAGAACACCUUCCUGCGAGAAGAGAUUGUGUACCCACAGAAGGCCUAUUAUUAUUGUGCAAUUAUCCAAGAUGUUAUCCUACGGUUUGCUUGGACUAUUCAGAUUUCCGUCACAUCCUUAAACCUCUUCACAGACGCAGGAGAUGUCAUUUCCACUGUACUUGCACCUCUUGAGGUCUUCCGCCGCUUUGUGUGGAACUUCUUCCGACUUGAGAAUGAGCAUUUAAAUAACUGUGGUGAAUUCCGUGCUGUGCGAGACAUCUCCGUUGCACCAUUGAAUGCAGAUGACCAGACCAUGCUGGAGCAGAUGAUGGAUCAAGACGAUGGAGUAAAGAAUCGAGUUAAAAGCAGGAUAUGGAAACGUAGCCAAAGCAUGUCCCUUCGUAGGCCAAGGCUGUCAUCCCAGAGUAAGAUGAAAGAUGCAAAGAUCCUGAUCGAUGACACUGAUGAUGAAGCGAACACAUGAAAAAAGUCAACAAUAAUAAUAAUUCAGCCUCAACCAUCUCUGCCAGGCUGCCAUUUCCCCCACUCUGGCUUCUCUCUGCCCUUCCACUCUCUCCCAUUGUCAUUAGGUUGGCUUGUUGCACGCCUGCCUUUCACAUUUUUAAACAAUUCUUGCAAUCCAUGGUUAGAAGUAACAAGAGAAGCUACUAGAAUGGAAUGGACACUGGGGGUUGUUACAGACAUAUCAUCCCGCAAGUCUUCGGUUUCAUCUCUUGCCUGAUUCUAAAUGGACUUUAAUUCAGAUUUGAGAUGCUGUGGUGCCACAAACGCCAGCUUUGCUGGUAGUGUUUUAUUUUUCACAGCAGUUAAUUGAUGUUUGUCUUCUGCUCACCCCAUUUUCCUUUUCAAUUUAUGCAUCUGCAAAUCACCAUGAAUAUUUUGUUUUCCCACCCCCCAGCAGUGCUGGGAGGGGUCCCACAAAUAUGGGGCUGGGGGAGUGACAAAGUUACGAGGGAUACUUUGCUUUCAUUCAUGUUCACAACUUCAUUGUUUUAAGCCAAAGUUCAUUUUGUUCUUAAUCCGUCCAAAUUUUCUCGGGCAUCUCUAGUCUUUCUUACUGCAUAUGUUCAUAUCCUUAAUUAGUGUCUUGGUGGCAAUCGGCCAUUUCAGCAUCUAACAGAAGCCAGUCCUGCUCUGGGCCUGAAUUGUGCUCUUUGUAAGAGCUGAGCACUCCCUCCACUAGCCUCAAUGAUUUGCACUGGGGAUUGUGCUGUGUGCUGACCACUUUGCUGCUUACUAUUUAGCUAUGGGUUACACUCCCUCCUACCGCAGUGGUUAAAUGCAGCCUUCUCUCUCUCUUACUGCCAGAGGAUAUGAAAAUACUGCGUAUUUUGGUGCAGUUAACUCAUCUAUGUGCUGGCUCAUAACUUAUGUUCAGUCUCAUUGUUGCCUUUUGGGUUAUACCACAUUUACCAGCAACUCCUUCCACAAGGGCUCAAAACAGGGAACCAGUCUUAACCCCCCCCCCGUCCUUUCCUUUUCUCCCCCGCUCUGUAAUAAAAGAUGCACAAUGCAGUCAUUGGACACGGGGCAGCAUGCUACAUAAGACAUCACCUACAGGUAUAUAAGAGCCCUAUAAAGGUUCAUUUAUCACCUGCUCCAUGAGACAGGCUCAGUAAUAGAAUAAAAAGUGCCCCGCAUCUCACAGUUUGUUUUUUCAGUACGUGCAAGGACAAUCUUUAAACUAGACCUCCUUUGGGUGACAAUUUACCUCUAGAAGAUCCUAGCACUUGUUGCUCUUCUCGCUUCCUUUUUGUGAAUGGGCUGAAAGAGUGAGAGUGACUAAGAGCAUUGCUGAGGUUUGUGACCGCUGCUGUUUUGUCUUGCUGUAGCCGUGUAUGUGCAUUGCUGUUCUGCUUGGCUUCUCUUAUCUGUGCGCAUGCUGUGUACCUUUCCUGUUCCGAUGGAGAUUAUAGUCUUUAUACAAAGGGACUCAACGGCCGAGUUUAGGGAGAGGGCACCAAUUUCUCUAAUCAGACUUAUAUUCACAUGAACCCAUAAAAAAGAUGUGCAAACACGAGGAACACUGUUCCUUUCUAAUUUGCUUUUAUCAAUGAUAGUUGUCUAAAUGGGAAAAAAAUGACACACUAAACUACACUUUCUUUGUACAUUGUAUAUUAAUUAAUUAUUAUUAUUCCCAUACUCUGAUUUAAUUGUGAUAUUAAUUAUACCUUCUCCUUAAAGGGGAAGCAUCAUAAAAAUGAAAAUGUAAUAUAAGCUGCUUCAUACUGAAAUAAGAAACGUUCUAAAUGUAACGUUCUGAGAAAGGAAUGGUGAAGAUGAAGCAGUACAGAAUAUUUAAUUGAUUGUAUUUAGAAAGCUUCUUAUUUCAGAAUGAUGAAGCUUAUAUAAAAUGUUCAUCUUGGCGAUAGUUCCCCUUUAAAUGAAUAAUCCUGGCCUUACUGUGAUCACACUGCAUGUUGCAAAAGAUCAAGAGUAGUUGUCUGACAGAUAACACAACUUAAGCUGUGAUCUUUCCUUUGGUUUUGCAGUGUGUCAUAUAUUCUAGCAUAAAUAGUAGCUCAGACAGCAAUAGCGUCUCACUUUCCCAAUGUGGAAAUGUUGGUUUAUUUGCUAAAUAUCUCAGCAAUAGGACCCUGCAGUAACUGUUAUUAAUCCUUGACUGUUAAUGAUAGUAGGACCUGGCAUGUUAUCGACUCUUAAAGACUCCACGCGGUUAAGGGGUAAACACGGUGAUGGAUCUUAAACUCACGAGCAGAGGAUUCACCAUUGUGACCUGGAACUCUUCCUUUGGUUCUUGGAUGAACAGUAUUUGCAAUUAGUCUCAUCUGAACACCACUGUUCCUUACAUACACCUGAAGGGAGGUCAUGUUUUCUCAGUGCUACUAGAGAUCUAUUUAACAGGGGGCUCCCUCCCUGCCUCAGGCAGAGACCUAAACUUAAGCUUGGUAGCUGUAAUGUGGCAAAUUUGUUGUUCUUGUAUAAGAUGUGGUGUGAGUCUGUGCAACAAGGGAACCGUGUCUGGAAGAGGGAUCAAUGAAAAGUCAGGGAAAGAGGGGAAUAAAAGCACACUCUGUCCCUCCCUGCUCCCCCUCUCCAGCUCUCUACCCACUGUGAAGCUCCCCACCUGCUACGUGUCUUCAGUAUAAGCACUGUGACUUGUUCUUUCUGCUGCAUUCCAUUCCAAACCCUCUCACCUUCCCUCCUCAUACUUUUUUUUGAGGUUCUAUCUCCAUUCUCCUCUUUUCAUGCCAUGCUUGUUGCCUGCCAAUUUGAGUUCAGUGUUCCUGGUUUUCCUUGAAAACUAUGAUCACAUGCUUUUCGCUUGUCUUAUUGUGACUGUGCUUCUAGUUUUCUGUUCCCCUUCGAUGGAUAUAAAGAGUACUUUUUUUUUAUACUGUGGAGUACUUUCUGGUCAGUAGGAAUAUAUGGCACCAAGUGCUUCUUGUUUGUAGAUUGUAUAAAAAUUUAAUGUGGCUUUAUGUGUUUUUUGGUAAAAGAAAAAGAAAAUAA